Molecule: messenger RNA, 1239 nt
Organism: Lobosporangium transversale
Lineage: Eukaryota; Fungi; Mortierellomycota; Mortierellomycetes; Mortierellales; Mortierellaceae
Product: Sec7 domain-containing protein
Exons: 2
Biological process (GO): regulation of ARF protein signal transduction
Molecular function (GO): guanyl-nucleotide exchange factor activity
Source: RefSeq, a predicted model, not a curated record
AUGUCAGAGGGUCACCCUACAAUUGAUAGUCGUUUUCAAGUUAAAGAAGUCAUUGAAUUGAAGAAGAUUAGCCUCAGUCUCACUCGUGACAAAUACGACUCCAAGAAUGGGGAAGCUGGCCCUCAUGGCAAUCGCAAGAUCCCUCCUAUCCUUGCAGAGUUCAUCCAUACUUUUGAUCAGGACCCAAAUCGUGCCAUUAAGAGCUUUAUUCAAAAACGUGCUCUACAUUCUGACCAUAUUUCUGUGGCACAUCUCCUGUUUAAGACACCAGAGCUAUCAAAGAGUCAGCUGGCUCUUUUCCUUUCUGAUCCAGCGAAUAAGCAUGUCUACCGAGCGUUUCUGGAUCAAUGUCAAUUUGCAGGAGUCUUGCUGGACGAGGCUCUUAGGACACUGCUAAGCCGGCUUAGCCUCCCAGACAGGGUGAGUGUGCCUCGUAGUGGAGGCUCUACGGAUCGCUCUAAUAGAUGUGUGGGUUAUUUGCUGGAGGAAUUUACUAAACGCUGGUAUGAAGCGAACAUCAACGUGGUUGUGUUUGAUGCUUCGAUUGCCCAUAAGCUCGUCAUUGCCAUGAUCGUACUCAAUGCUCAGCUCCACAACAACGAAGGCGCUAGUCUCGUAAAAGAUAGAGAUGAGCCAACAAAAGAUUCUUUUGUUGAGAACUUCCAGCUGCUAGACCAACAACGAAUCGUCCCUCGGGACACCCUUCACAACAUCUUUCUAUCUAUCAGCCAUCAGCCUCUGGACAUCGAUUCUGAAAAAUUGGAUGAUCAUCCGGGGAACUCAAGCUCGAUACCGUCGAGCUCGCGAAAGCUCUGGCCUAUUAUGAUGUCACCUGUUGUCUUACCGCCAAGGUUGACACUCAAAGUUCCAUCAGACUCUAUUACUAUUACCAUACCGGUGUUAAACCCACAUUUUUCAAUUCAUUUGGGAGGGAGAGACUUGAAAUGUGAGCCCUCAAUUCUCGAAUUUGGGUCACAUCGUAGUCAACAGUUUAGGAUUAUAGGUUCGGUGCCCGGGAAAAAAACCUUGACCAUUCAACCAAAGAUCACAGCGGAGAAAGGGACACCUGAACAGUACUAUGACUUACAUAAUCUGCCGUCCAAGCAUGUGAUCGCAAUUGAGCGUCAAUUUAUGCGACAUACCUUCCAGAUCUCAUUGCUAAAUGAUCUAGGAACAAGACGACGUUACCUAUUUGGAGCUUCUACGGGCGUUGAAAAAGACGAGUGGGCGAGAGCCUUG